Miscanthus lutarioriparius is the source of this 393-nucleotide messenger RNA. NCBI's taxonomy places the organism in Eukaryota, Viridiplantae, Streptophyta, Magnoliopsida, Poales, Poaceae. The record is from the annotation of a GenBank genome assembly.
AUGUCGUUGCCACUUGCGCACCCUGUAACUUUUCUGCCACCUGGCUAUUCUGUAGAGCUAACUGAUGUUCCUUUAAUCCUUUCCCCCCAAAAAGCAGCAUUCAGCUGUACUGCUGUAGAGGGAUGGAUAUCCUUUAUCAAUGGGACAAGGGCUGGGAUCUCAAGGGCCGACCAGUACUAUGCCUCGUACCCUACUGGUACUGAGUUACUAACUGACACUGCAAAGCUUUACAAGGCUGCAUUAGGCAAUUGUUUCGAAAUAGACGACUGGGGGCCAAUAGAGUUCUCCAUCAUGGCGAAGCAUUUUGACCGGCAAGGGAAACCACCGUAUGCCUACCAUGCUCAAUAUCUGGCACACCUCCUCUCCCAUGGGCAGCUCGACGGAAGCGGGUAG